This is a messenger RNA of Centruroides sculpturatus (bark scorpion), 2396 nucleotides long. Its product is annotated as tRNA (uracil(54)-C(5))-methyltransferase homolog-B-like. Lineage: Eukaryota; Metazoa; Arthropoda; Arachnida; Scorpiones; Buthidae. Gene Ontology annotation, molecular function: RNA methyltransferase activity. Gene Ontology annotation, biological process: RNA processing. The record is from RefSeq and is a predicted model, not a curated record. The transcript is spliced from 14 exons. Bases 128 to 1660 code for a protein of 510 amino acids.
CGGGUAUUUUUCGGAAGGUUGUCUGUUCCUGAUAAGUCAGGACCCGCUGCACUUAUCGCCUAACUCACGAUGGAUAUUGAAGGGUCUCUUAGUAUCCACAGGGCGAAAACAAAGGGAUUUUAAUAAAAUGGCGGCGCUGAGGAAUGUCACAUGUUUUAAUAAUUCGUUUCAAAAGUUAGUUCCUUCGUUUAUGAAAAAUGAUAUAAGAUGGUUACGGAGUUCCAGAAGUAGUGUUGUUACAGUAAGAAAAUUGAAAAGUAAACAAAAAGAAUCUUUAAUAUCAAAUGUAAAGGAAUUAAAGAAAAAAUCUGUCAUUGAAAAGAGAAUAGAGACUUCAGAGACUUUACUGCCAAAAGAGAAAAUAAGAAAAGACUAUGAAAUUCAAGUUACUGUAGAAAAUCAAUAUAGAAGACUUGCUGAAACUGUUACUCCUUUAUGGAAGGUACCAUAUGAAAAACAACUGAAGAUAAAAUAUGACCUUUGUGUGAAGAAGUUAAAAAGUAUAGCACAUCUAAUGAGACAAAAUAACUGUAAGAAUAUUCCAUCUCAUGGUCUUCCAUGCCCAAUAAAAGCAAUUAAGUCAUCACCUGUUGUUGAUAAUUACAGAAAUAAAGAUGAAUUUAGCAUACGACCUAGUCCAGAUGGUAAUAUGAAAACAAUUGGAUUUUUUAUUGGAAGUCCUGCUGAAUAUAAAAACGUUGUUUGUGUUGGUCCAGAUUAUUUAAAUAACAUAAAACAGUCUCACAAGAAAGUAGUUCAGCAUCUUCAAAAUUACAUAAAUGAUUCUGCAUUGGAUGCCUGCAUAGAUCUUAAAAGUGGUCAUUGGAAGAAUCUUGUCGUCCGUUCAAAUAUUCAUGACGAUUUAAUGGCAAUUAUUGUCAUGCACCCACAAAAUUUGUCAUUGGAAGAAUUAGAAAAUGAAAAAAAUAAAUUAAGAACUUAUUUUACCAUUGGGGAAGGAAAAGAAUGUAAUUUAAAAUCAUUAUAUUUCCAGGCUUGUCCUCAUACAAGGUGUACUCAUGAACAAGCUCCAUUUGAACUUAUAUAUGGAGAACCUUACAUUGUAGAAAAUGUUGAUAAUCUGAAAUUCAGAAUAUCUCCAGAAUCAUUCUUCCAAGUAAACACGGCAGCAGCUAAAGUUUUAUUUAACACUAUAAUUGAAUUGGGCGAUUUUAGUGAGAAUUCUACAGUCUUAGAUGUUUGUUGUGGAACAGGUGCUAUUAGUUUAUUUAUUGCAAAUAAUGUUAGACGUACAAUUGGUAUUGAAUCGAGUUCUCAGGCUAUAGAAGAUGCUGUAGCUAAUGCUGAACUAAAUGAAAUAAAAAAUUCAACAUUCUUUAUGGAAAAUGCUGAAGCUUUUCUCCCUUCUUUAUUAUCUGAAUUAUAUGCAGAAGAUUUAAUUGUUGUUCUCAAUCCUUCCAGAGGAGGUUUAAAAAAUAGUGUCAUAAAAACUUUGAGAGACUGUAAACAUCUACAGAAAAUAAUUUAUGUAUCAUGCAAACCUGAAGGAAAAGCUGCAGAGAAUAUUUUACAGUUUUGUAAACGAACUAAAAGAUUUGAAAAGGUAACACAUCCUUUUACUCCAAUUUUGGCUGUACCUGUUGAUUUGUUCCCUCACACAAAGCACUGUGAAUUAAUAAUAGUUCUACAGAGAAUAUAAUAAAAAUAAAUAUUUAUUUUUACAUCAUAAGUUAUUAAUUUUAAAAAACAAUGCACUGUUCUGGAGAAUGUUGAAUCUGGAAGUUUUCAUAAAGUCCAAAGUUGAUUACCUGAUGCACCUGUACAUUGGGGUAUGUGCCAUUUUCCUAAUCUCCAAGGGGGCCCCAAAUUCUAUGAUCAACAAAAAACAGAAAAUUCAUGACUUCUAAUCUAUUUUGCAAAUAUAAAAAACUAAUGAACAAUAUUUGCCCAUUGUUCCAUGUAACUAUUUUUAUAUAGUAAUUUGUUUGUUGUAUAGUAUUUUGAACAAAACCACAUUCCUUAUUUUCAAGACCAAGUUAGCCCCGAGUGCAAGCAAUGCCACCUUAUGGAAAUGCUGAUCAGACAUCAUGAAGUUUGAAGCUUUUUCCAUAAUGUAAGAUACCUUGUUUUGUAGUUUGUGUCCACCUAUUUUUAUAGUCUGGAGCUGCUGUUGAUUGUACUGUAUAUGAUAAAAACAUGUAAAUAAGGUGGUCAUUCACCCAAGAUGGUUAAAGAACCUGGAAUCGAAUCUAGAGAGAUGGAGAACUUUUUUGAGGGAAGUAUGUGGUCUUGUUCCCCAUCGUCCAGCUACUCCCAUUGUAGAUUUAUAAAUCCACAACAGGUCUUGGAAAAAAUGACUAUCUUCAUGCCCACAGGGCAGAGUUGGAAAAACUGUGUAAAUUAUUAAAAUUUUAUAAAUUACAGAAUUUGCCAAA